AUGACGACUUCCUCGGCCUCUGUCAUUUGCCCGAUACCUCCAUUGCCAAAUAAGCGUGGGCAGGGAGCGAUCGGUGCGGAUCUCAUCAUCACCUACCAUUCCGACUUAGCCCAGUGCGAAAUCCUCCCAGCUGGCUCACGCUAUACGAAUGCAGGGAACUUCAAGGCUGGGACCUUCCUGCCUUUUAUUCAGCCUGCAUUCAUUCUCGACCUCUAUCCUUUGGAUGGAUGGGAGACAGAAGAAACUGAAUCUGUGCAGGUUGCGCUGGCACUACCGCGUGAUGGCGGCUUGACUCCUAUUGUCCCUCGACUCCUCGAUGGUAGCGAUGAAAGUGCCCCCUGGCCAAACUCUUCAGCACAUAUAUCCCUUGCCGGCCCUGUCGAUCUAGAUACCUUCCAUAUCAAGGAGGAUGUCUGGCCAGAGCCGCUGAGCAAGACUUCGGUGUUCAUAAAGCUAGGUUCUUACUUAGUGCCAGAAAACGACCGCCCUCCUCACAAAGGCGUACACGUAUGCCACGUCCUCCUCCUCUUCCCCGUAGAGCAACAACCAUGGCAUUCUCUACUCGGGUGGAUGCGACAAGCUGUGAACCCCUUUCCUAAAGGGUCGUGGAUUGUAUGCAGCGGUCGCGUCUUGGGGGUCCUUAACCGCGACCUUAUCCAAGGCCCUCAAGUCGUCGAUUCCACCGUCCGGAUCUUAGUAAUUCUCCCCGACGAUUGGGAAUUCGUUCGACAGAGUACCCUGUCUACACAUAAUACAUACAUGCCCACAUCGUCGAAUCCUGUCAAUGAGUCGCCUACGCCACCACGACCAGCUGGCCCUGGGGGCGUUGCAAGCAGAAACCCAUUCUCGUCUCCAAUCCGCGGUCAAAAGCAGUCUCCGCAAAGGAAAGCUGCUUCCCCGACACUGCCAUCAAAGCACGAUUGUACGGAAAAUGGUUCAGACACAAAGCAAAUGUUGGAUGACCAACUCGAUCCUACUUCCCCUACUCCCACACGUAAGAGGAAGCAACAAAGCACUCCUGAGCCAAUGCGAAGCAAGAGAACCACAGCAAGAAAAAGGAGGGCACAGUUAUAUGACUAG
Molecule: messenger RNA, 1080 nt
Organism: Fusarium oxysporum Fo47
Lineage: Eukaryota; Fungi; Ascomycota; Sordariomycetes; Hypocreales; Nectriaceae
Exons: 4
Coding region: 1-1080 (359 amino acids)
Source: RefSeq, a predicted model, not a curated record